Molecule: messenger RNA, 722 nt
Organism: Aethina tumida (small hive beetle)
Lineage: Eukaryota; Metazoa; Arthropoda; Insecta; Coleoptera; Nitidulidae
Product: endocuticle structural glycoprotein SgAbd-2-like
Exons: 3
Coding region: 1-519 (172 amino acids)
Cellular component (GO): chitin-based extracellular matrix
Molecular function (GO): structural constituent of chitin-based larval cuticle
Source: RefSeq, a predicted model, not a curated record
AUGAAAUUGGCCGGUUUAGGGAAAGAGGAAAGUGUUUGGAGGAAUUUGGACGAGAGAGAUGAUCCGCCUUCGGUGUUUGAAAUAUGUCAUUGCCAUUGGGGCGCUCCCAAGGCCCCGAACACACUGCUCGUAGUGCUUUUGUCAAUCGUUGGCCAAGUCCUCUCCGCCCAGUUGUCCGGCAACGAAGUGCCGAUCCUGAGCCAAGACCAAGAGGUCAACUUCGACGGUUCAUACCGCACGUCCUACGAAACGGGCAACGGAAUCUCGGCGCAGGAACAGGGACAACUGAAGAACGCCGGUAAUCCGGACGCGGAGGCGGAAGAAGUGCAGGGCAGCUUCCAAUUCACGGCUCCGGACGGUACGCCCAUACAGUUGCAGUAUGUCGCCAACGAAAACGGAUUCCAACCGCAAGGGUCGCAUUUGCCUAUCGCUCCCACUCCACCACCAAUUCCGCCAGCGAUCCAGAGGGCUUUAGAAUGGAUUGCCGCUCAUCCGGAGCCGCAACAAAAAGGGAAAUAAUUUACUAGUCAAUGAUAUUGUUAAUUGAUCACUUACGUUUGCAAAAGAAUUUUUAUAUUUGAGGUUUUUUUGUACAUACUGAGAUGUUUUUAUUAAGUUUACGUGCAUAACUGUUUUGUCUGUGUCUUGGGAAUAUUUGAAUUAUUUCUGCUGUUGUGGUUAUACUAAGUUUAUUUAUAGAAAAUAUAUUUUUAUUAUGAGUA